AUGGAGCUUCCCAAAGCUCUCAGGUGCCUGACCCUGCUGCUGAGUUUGUUACCCUGCCUCAGAUGUGUGGAGGCUCUCCUGGGAUCGCAGCCCAGCCAAAACCAUUUGCAGAGUGCAGGGUCCGGCUUGUGUGGCGUUGGGCCCCUCGGGUAUUACAAUGGCUUGUUGGCUGUCACUGAGUCUGGGUCAGAAUGUUUGAAUUGGGCAGAGUUCCCUGAUUAUGUCCAGCAGUACCCAGACCGGGGCUUAGGGAACCACAACUACUGCAGAAAUCCAGACAGGGGAGCCACGCCUUGGUGCUUCUACCGGCUUGCUUCUGGAGCAAUUGGCUGGGCCAGUUGUGACUGUAACCAGGGUGCUGUGCGGCUGUCUGAAGGCGGCAGGGUGGAGCUGUACUUCAGCGGACUCUGGGGCACCAUCUGUGCUGACCGUUGGACAGACUGGGAUGCCAGUGUGGUCUGCAGGCAGCUGGGAGUCAGUGAGAUAGGCACAGCUGGGAAGAACAGCCAUGCUGCCUUGGGGCCAGUUCCACUCCAUCUGCAGUCGGCAAACUGCCAUGGGGAUGAGAAGGCCCUGCUGCAGUGUGGCUACCAGGAAGCUGCGUCCAGAUCCUGUAACCAGGGAAUCGCAGCAGCAGAGUGCGUUCCUCCUGCAGGUGCCGGGGCCCCGCUGCGGCUGGCUGGGGGAAAGGAGAGCUUUGAGGGGCGAGUGGAGGUCUACCACGACGGCAGGUGGGGCACCAUCUGUGAUGACCAAUGGGACGACCGGGAUGCUGAGGUGGUUUGCAGGCAACUGGGGUUCAGUGGGACUCCAAAGGCCUUGUCAUGGGCUCACUACGGGCAGGGCUCUGGCCCAAUCCUGCUGGAUGAAGUGGAGUGCUCAGGGAACGAGCUGUCACUGGACCAGUGCAAGAAGAAUAACUGGGGACAGCAAAACUGUGAUCACAUUGAGGAUGCGGGAGUGUCCUGUGACCCCUUCACAGAGGGCACGGUCAGGCUGGCAGGAGGCCGCACCCCCAGCGAAGGGAGAGUGGAGGUUUAUUACAGGGGAGACUGGGGCACGGUGUGUGAUGACGGCUGGACGGCUCUCAGUGCCCAGGUGGUCUGCAGGCAGCUGGGCUUCAGUGGCCCUGCCAGCCUGGCAUCUGAGGGGGAGUACACACCCGGCCAAGGCUUUAUCCUUCUGGACGACAUGGCUUGUACAGGCACAGAGUUCUCUUUCCUGGACUGUCCCCACAGCAACUGGGGGCAGCAUGAUUGCUCGCAUGCCGAAGAUGUGGGGGUCCGAUGCUCCCCUGAAACCAACAAGAUCAUCGAAGACACUGCUGGGCCCCCUGUGCGGCUGGCAGAUGGAGAGAGCACCAAGGAGGGGCGGGUAGAGGUGUUCCUGAAUGGGCAGUGGGGCAGUGUCUGCGACGAUGGCUGGACAGACAAGGAUGCAGUUGUGGUUUGCAGGCAGCUGGGUUACAGUGGCGCAGCAAAAGCCAGGACGAUGGCGUAUUUUGGGGAGGGGCACGGCCCCAUCCAUCUAGACAACGUGGAGUGCAGUGGCACAGAGCGCACACUGGGGGAAUGCGUCAAACCCGACAAUGGGAUUCACAACUGCUGGCACAGUGAAGAUGCUGGUGUGAUCUGCGACUAUAUGGAAGAGAAGGCCCAGGACACCAGAAACGCAGGCUCAGCAUCUGGCAUGUGUGGGAUGCACUUGCUUCACCGUCGCAAGAAAAGGAUAAUUGGUGGAAACAAGUCCCUCAGAGGUGGUUGGCCAUGGCAGGCCUCACUGCGGCUAAAGGGGUUUCACAGAGACACUCGUCUGCUGUGUGGCGCCACGCUGAUCCACAGCUGCUGGGUCGUGACUGCAGCGCACUGCUUCAAAAGGUUUGGCACUGAUGUGCGCCGCUACCUGCUGCGGGUAGGCGAUUACCACACAGGCGUGAGGGAGGCGUUUGAGAGGGAGAUUCCCGUUGAGAGGAUCAUCCUUCACAGGAACUACCGGUCCAGCAGCAAUGACAAUGAUAUCGCCCUGGUCAGGAUGCGGGGUAGGGGUAGCCACUGCCUCUCCUUCAAUCGCCACGUCCUGCCCAUCUGCCUCCCUGACAGGAAGGAGAAGGCUGCCAUUAACAGGCAGGCCUGCAUUAUCUCCGGCUGGGGAGACACAGGGAAGUCCUAUUCAAGAACAUUGCUCCAGGGCAUGGUGCCCCUUCUCCCAAGAGAAGAUUGUGAGGCUCGUUACGGGGGCAAGUUUACUAACCACAUGAUCUGUGCUGGAAACCUCUCUGAAGAUAAGCGGGUGGAUAGCUGCCAGGGUGACAGCGGUGGGCCACUCAUGUGUCAGAGGUCAACUGGACACUGGGUCAUUCUGGGGAUCAUUUCCUGGGGUUAUGGGUGUGGCCGGAAGGACUCCCCUGGAGUUUACACUAAGGUCAGCAAGUUUGUGCCCUGGAUCAAGAAAGUGACCAAGCUAUAA
Molecule: messenger RNA, 2466 nt
Organism: Emys orbicularis (European pond turtle)
Lineage: Eukaryota; Metazoa; Chordata; Testudines; Emydidae
Product: neurotrypsin-like
Exons: 15
Coding region: 1-2466 (821 amino acids)
Biological process (GO): proteolysis
Cellular component (GO): membrane
Molecular function (GO): serine-type endopeptidase activity
Source: RefSeq, a predicted model, not a curated record